Molecule: messenger RNA, 3831 nt
Organism: Arxiozyma heterogenica
Lineage: Eukaryota; Fungi; Ascomycota; Saccharomycetes; Saccharomycetales; Saccharomycetaceae
Gene: UBP7
Product: ubiquitin-specific protease UBP7
Exons: 1
Coding region: 1-3831 (1276 amino acids)
Biological process (GO): protein deubiquitination
Molecular function (GO): cysteine-type deubiquitinase activity
Source: RefSeq, a predicted model, not a curated record
AUGUCAAUAGUAGACAAUUUUGAUUUGAACGAUCAUCAUGUUUUAUUUACACCAGAAUAUUCGGAUGUAUUAUUGAAAAGGGUACGAGAAAUUUAUAAUAAUGACAUUUUGCAUUCCUAUCCACAAUUGAAAUUACAAAGAUUGAUUGAUUUAUUAGAACAUACUGAAUAUCUGUUCGAGCUGUAUUUGAAAUUUUUGUAUCACUCAGAUAGUAACAAUAGUAACACCAUAAGCUCUACUUCUCAAAAUGAUGCUUUACAUUCGUUUAUAAUAGGCUGUUUCUAUAUCUACUUAAUUAUGCCACAGUCUAUCCAAUUCCAAUCAAAAAAUAAAUCUUAUACUAUCUAUAAAGAUGUUAAAACUUUAUAUGAGUCUCAAUUGAACAUGACUAACGUGUGUUUAAUGGUUAAAAACGAAGUUGAAACCAUUUUAGAGAAUAAUUUUACUUUAUCAACAACAGACAAUAGCAUUGCCAAUAAUCCUUAUUGCAACAAUUUGAUAACUAAUUCUAGGAAAAGAUCAUAUUCUGUACCGUACAAUCAAAAUAAUCAUUCACCCAAUGUUACUCCUUCUAAUAAUAACGAUACUACUACGAUGACAACAACAACAACAAUCACUACUAAUACAGGUUUAUGUCAUAAUGAAUCCAGUAGAGGUACUGAAACUGUAAAUAAUAACCUUAGAAACUUAUCAAUGGAAUCUGAUUCAGAAGAUUCAGAAGACCAAAAUCCUUAUCUUUGGAAAGCUCCAAAUUUAGAGCCAAAUGAUCAAUUGAAAGUAGCAGCCUUUAUAUCUUCCUCGGAUUUCGAUAAAGAUACUAAUGACUAUGAGCUAAAACUUAAUAAAGAGAUAGAUAAUUCUAUCAUGUUAUCUCCUCCAUCUCAUUCGCCUCCACCUAUACCUUUUCAAGGACCUUCAUCAUUCCCUGGGAAACAAGAAAAUUUUCUUGAUAAUACAUAUAAUGUUCACAAUGUUGUAAAGAAAAGAAAUCAAAGUCUAUCAUCCUUUGUUCCUCUUUCUUCCACUGGUCCCCCUAUAUUUAAUCCUACUUAUACAGAUAAUUAUAACGUCUCGCCAAACGCAGACACAAAUACAGAUCUUUCAUUUACAGCCGAUAGAUCUUUGACUCAUAGAAAGAAUUCUUACCAUUCGGUUUAUAUGUUGGACACAGAUGAAACUUCAAAGAAUAGCAAGUUUUAUGAUGAAUCUAAUAGUUUUAUACAAUCCUUAGAUCGGCUACAAAAGCAAUCUAUCAUUACAGCACCUGAACUCUUCUCAUUAAUCUCAAAUAAAAAUUAUAACAAAAAAAUCCUAUUGAUAGAUCUUAGAACAGAUGCAAGGUUUCAGUAUAGCCAUAUAUUAGCAAGCUCUUUGGUCCAUAUCGAUCCACAUCUUCUAUGGGAUCAUACAACCAAUUUACCUAUUUAUGAAAUGGAGAAAUUAGAGACAAUCUUGAAAUCAAGAAAUGUUCCAAACUUAGAUUUGUUUGAAAGGAGAGAUCAAUUCGAUUAUAUCGUAUAUUAUAGUGACAUGAAAACUUUUAUGAAAUUGAAAUUUGAUUAUCAUUUUACCUUUUUCUAUCUGUUGAUUACAUCAAAAUUAAGAAAAUUGAAAUGUGUACCCACUAGUUUAUUAGGUGGUUAUGAAAAAUGGAAAAAAGUUAUUACAACUUAUUCCAAGAAUUAUGAUAUUAAAAUAUCAGAUUAUCUUUAUAGAUCACAGGUCUCUGAUAAUUCUGCAAUUAGUAAUUCUACCAAAAAAUCUACUACACACUCUGUUAAAAAACAACCUUUCCCACCUACUAUAGAUAAUCAAUGGAAACCAUUGGAAGUUCCAAUAAGAAUUAGAAAAAGACCUCCGCCUCCUCCACCUACUUUAGUUCCUAAAUCUCCAGAAGUAGUACCAAAAAUACCACCAAGGGUACAAAUUGACAGUUCUCUUGUAUCUAGGGAAUAUCCUUUCUUCUCUGGAGGAACUAUUGAUAAUUAUACGUCUGCUAUACCGUCUCCAUCACAAUCACCUGCACUGUCCAUUACAUCAAAUGAUACAUAUACUGUUCCAUAUAAUCAAUUAAAUAAAGGAUAUUAUGGCCAGGAAAGACAGUUAUUGCAAGUAGAAAAAAAACUAGAUAAUAUUCCUUUAGUAUCAACAACAUUGGCCAAACGUUAUACAUUGCAGAAGAAUAAACAAAUUCCUAAAAUCAAUAAUAAUAAAUAUAAAGAUACUGAUAAUAUAACUACUGAUAAUACAAACAUUAUUCAAAGGACAUAUACUAUUCCAACUAUUGAAAAAAAUCCAAAUAUCUAUGUUUCAUUAUCUAUUACUGGGCUAAGAAAUCUUGGUAAUACAUGUUACAUUAAUAGUAUGAUACAAUGUUUGUUUGCUACAAAAGAAUUCAGAAAUCUUUUCAUAUCGUCAAUUUAUAAAAAGUUUUUAAAGUCAAAUAAAUCGAAUUUACCACAAUUGUCAAAUGGAUUUUAUCUACUAUUUAAAAAAAUGUAUUUGAAUGGUGGUUGUUCGGUAGUUCCCAUAUCCUUUUUAAAAAUUUGUAACAUUUUCAGACCAGAUUUAAAGAUUCCGGAUGAUCAACAGGAUACUACUGAGUUCUUAAUGCUAGUAUUAGAUAAAUUGCAUGAUGAAUUAUCAAAUCAGGAUGAAGUUGUCAAUGCAUAUCCAAAUUUAAUGUUAUAUGAUGAGAAUCAAUUAAACGUAGAAACAAAAGACUAUAAAAGGUGGUUUGACAAAAAUGUAAUUGGAAAUGGGCUAUCACCCAUUGAUGAUAUUUUCCAAGGACAAAUAGAGCAUAGUCUACAAUGCCAAAGAUGUGGUCAUUCAUCAUUUAAUUAUUCUACUUUUUAUGUGUUAUCAUUGGCAAUUCCAAAACCUUCAGGUUCCACUUUUUCUAAAAAUAAAAGGGUCAAAUUGGAAGAUUGCUUGAAUAUGUAUACAAGUGAUGAAAUUCUUUCAGGCGAAAAUGCUUGGGAAUGUCCACAUUGUUGUAAAGUAACAAAUGAUUAUAAAACAAUGGUAGAGAAAAAUAAAAUCACGAAACAACUGAUAAAGGAGCAAUCAAAUUCUUCAUCCAAAAAUGCACUUCUAUUAUCUUCUCCUUUAUCCUCAUCUUCAUCUUCUUCGUCAUUUCGUAAAAGUGGAUUAUUUAGGUUUUCCCGCCACCAUGAUCACCACAAUAAUUCUAAUAAUGGACGUGAUACGUUAAAAUCAUCACACAAGAUAAGUCGUUCAUUAUCCCCAUUUAGUGUCCUUGGAGGUAAUAGUAGUACUGCAAAUAGCAAUAACCAUAAUGGUAAACCCAUUACCAAUAGUAAUGAUAACAAUGCUGGAAAUAAAAAAAAAGAAGAAAAAGAAUUUUUGAAGUUGGAAAAAAUGGCACAAAAGGAGGAAAUGAAAGAGAUAAAAGAAGAAAUGAAACAAUGGAAGACUAAAAAAUUAAUCACAGUGAAAACUUUAAAUUUUAUAUCAUUACCAAAAACUUUGGUGAUUCAUUUGUCAAGGUUUUAUUAUGAUUUAACUAAGAAAAAUGAUACAAUAAUCACUUAUCCAUUAAUAUUGAAGAUUCCAACUAAAAAUGGUAAAACAGUAAAAUAUAAAUUAUAUGGACUGGUUAAUCAUACAGGUAAUCUGAUAUCGGGGCAUUACACGUCAUUAGUCAAUAAAGAGGUUAAUCAUAGUCUUGAAUCCGAUGAACAAAAAUGGUAUUAUUUCGAUGAUGAAGUUGUCAAAGAAGAAACAAAUCAUGGUGAUUUGAAGAAAGGCAUUACUAAAAUAUCCAGUAAUGAUGUUUAUGUGUUAUUUUAUGAAAGAAUGGGGUAG